Molecule: messenger RNA, 528 nt
Organism: Nannizzia gypsea CBS 118893
Lineage: Eukaryota; Fungi; Ascomycota; Eurotiomycetes; Onygenales; Arthrodermataceae
Product: 6,7-dimethyl-8-ribityllumazine synthase
Exons: 3
Coding region: 1-528 (175 amino acids)
Biological process (GO): riboflavin biosynthetic process
Cellular component (GO): riboflavin synthase complex; intracellular anatomical structure; mitochondrial intermembrane space
Molecular function (GO): 6,7-dimethyl-8-ribityllumazine synthase activity
Source: RefSeq, a predicted model, not a curated record
AUGUCUGGUAUCAAGGGACCAGGUGAAGUGCAGACAUACGAUGGCUCCCAUCUACGCAUAGCCAUCGUCCACGCACGCUGGAAUGAGAAAAUAAUUAGCGCUUUGGUCGAGGGGGCUAAGAAGAGCAUUCUCGCUGGCGGCGUGGAAGAGGAAAAUAUCGUCGUUCAGAGCGUCCCUGGUAGCUACGAGUUGCCAUUCGCAGUUAAGAAUCUCUACGAAGCCACAGAUAAAGUAGCUGGAGCCAGACCAUUCGACGCAAUCAUUGCGAUAGGCGUGCUUAUCAAGGGCGAGACAAUGCAUUUCGAAUACAUUGCUGACGCAGUUAGUCAUGGACUGAUGCGUGUGCAGCUUGAUCUGGGUGUUCCUGUGGUGUUUGGGGUGUUGACUGUUCUCAACGAUGAGCAGGGCCUGGCUAGGGCUGGACUAUGUGAGGGUGGGAAAUCACAUAACCAUGGAGAAGACUGGGGUAGUGCAGCUGUUGAGUUGGGUAUUCAAAGGGAGGCUGCGUUGGAUGGGAGGAUCGUGUAG